Messenger RNA from Lathyrus sativus (Indian pea), 1359 nucleotides. The record is from the annotation of a GenBank genome assembly. NCBI's taxonomy places the organism in Eukaryota, Viridiplantae, Streptophyta, Magnoliopsida, Fabales, Fabaceae.
AUGAUGAAAAACAAAGAGCAAACUCUCAUUUUUCCUUCUCACACCCCCUUCUCAGAAGACCACACCCUCCCCCUCUCCCACCUCGACACCGAUCGCAACCUCCACCUAACCAUCCGCUACCUCCGCGCUUACACUGCCACAACCACCAUCCACCACCACAACAACCCGUUCCACGUCAUCUCUUCCUCCCUCUCACAAACACUCCCUCAUUACUACCCACUCGCCGGCACACUCCGCCACCGCAAACACCCUGACAACCGCCUUGAACUAUUCUGUACCGCCAAUCAAGGCAUCCCUCUAAUCCACACCACCGUAGACUUCACUCUCGACUCCGUAAACUACCUCGAUGACCCUGCUUCGCCUUUCGUCGAACAGUUGGUGCCCGACCCAGAACCCGAAGAGGGAAUGGAGCAUCCAUGUAUGCUUCAGCUAACGGUUUUCAAGUGCGGUGGGUUCACUCUCGGUGCGGCGAUUAAUCACUCGCUAUGCGACGGAAUGGGUGGGACUCUGUUUUUUAACUCGGUGGCUGAGUUGGCUCGUGGGGCGACUCGGAUAACAGUGGAGCCUAUAUGGGAUCGAGAGAAGUUGUUGGGUCCAAGGGAUCCUCCCCGAGUGGAUUCGCCGUUGAUUAAAGAGUUUCUGAGUUUGGACAAAGAAUUUUUGCCAUAUAAAGAGAAUGUUGGUCCUGUUGUGAGAGACUGUUUUCAUGUGAGGGAUAAGUGCUUAGAGAAUUUCAAAAGAUUGUUGUUUGAUCAAUCUGGAUUCAACUUCACCACUUUUGAAGCUCUAGGUGCCUACAUUUGGAGAUCCAAGGUAAGGGCUUCACGAGUGGAGGAUAAUGAGAAGGUUAAAUUUGCAUACUCAAUUAAUAUUCGAAGAUUAGUAAAGCCAUCACUACCUAUUGGAUAUUGGGGAAAUGGUUGUGUUCCAAUGUAUGUUCAAAUGAGUGCCAAAGAUUUGGUAGAGAGACCUAUUUGGGAAACAGCAGAGCUGAUAAGAAAGAGUAAAAGCAAUGUUAGUGAUGAGUAUGUUCGUUCCUUCAUUGAUUAUCAAGAGCUGCAUUUCGGCGAUGGGAUCACAGCAGGGAAAUGGGUGAGUGGGUUCACUGAUUGGAGACAUUUGGGUCAUUCUACCGUGGAUUUUGGAUGGGGUGGCCCUGUUACUGUUUUGCCACUUGGAAGAAACUUGCUUGGGAGUGUUGAACCUUGUUUCUUCUUGCCUUAUUCGACUGCGAGUGCUGAGAAAAAGGAUGGGUUUAAGGUUUUGGUGACUUUGAACGAGGCAGCUUUGCCUGCUUUUAGGGAAGACAUGCAAAUGUUUGCUGGUGGCCAAGAGACCGCACUCUUGCCGCGCAUUUGA